AUGCGUAUCACCGUUAGCGUCAUCCGUCCCGAACAGGCGGACUCGGACAUCAUCAACCUAGAAGUGGGCGGCGACAUGUCAAUCGAGCUCCUCAAAGCGAUUGUCGAAAGCGAAACUGCCAUCCCACCUGAAUCUCAGCAGCUCGUCUACAAUAACCAGCUCCUUCAGAUUCCUUCUCAAACCCUGGACCAAGUCGGCAUCACAGAGGGCGACAUGCUCGGCGUGCACGUCACCCUCCGCACUCCCCAACGCCCAGCUGCUCGCCCCGCUGCCUCCAGCUCCCACGCCCCCAGACAAACUCCCCAAUCUCGCCCCGGCAUGCCAGACCCCGAAACUAUUCGUCUACAUAUUCUAGGUGACCCUCGCGUGCGCGAGGCCGUCCGCAGGCAGAACCCGGAGCUAUCUGAGGCUGCGGAUAACGCUCAGCGGUUCCGCGAGGUUCUGCUUAGGCAGCAACAAAACGAGGCGCAGCAAGAGGCGCAGAAGGAGGCUCGCAUUGCAAUGCUCAAUGCCGAUCCAUUUAACCCCGAUAAUCAAAAGGAGAUUGAGGAGAUCAUUCGCCAGAAUGCUGUGACGGAGAAUCUCCACAAUGCCAUGGAGCAUCAUCCUGAGUCUUUCGGUCGCGUGACAAUGCUCUACAUCCCCGUCGAAGUGAACGGCCAUCGUCUAAAUGCCUUUGUCGAUUCCGGCGCCCAGGUGACCAUCAUGUCGCCCGAGUGUGCAACAGCGUGUAACAUAAUGCGUCUUGUCGACCGUCGCUACGGCGGCAUUGCCAAGGGCGUCGGCACCGCCCCAAUCCUGGGCCGGGUUCACUCCGCCCAGAUCAAGAUCGGUGAAAUGUUCCUGCCCUGCUCCUUCACCGUCAUGGAAGGCAAGCAGAUUGACCUGCUCCUCGGUCUCGACAUGCUCCGUCGUCACCAGGCCUGCAUCGAUCUCCAGCGCGGCGCCCUCGUCAUCCAGGACCAAGCCGUUCCGUUCCUCGGUGAGGGCGAUAUCCCUAAACACUUAACCGAGGAGUUCGAGGCCGAGCCUACAGUGAAGGGCGCCGAUGGUGCCGAAGUCGGGGCCCGCACUGGCGCGGUUACGCAUAAAGCUGAGAAUCCUGUGAAUGCUAAUGCUCAUGCUCAUGCCCCCAAUGCCUCCGGUGCAUCGGGAUCACAGCCGAAGAUCAACAUCCGGCCUGCCCCGGCGUCGCGAUGGCCGCAGGACUCCAUUGCCAAGAUCACAGAGCUGGGAUUCUCGCGGGAGGAAGCACUCCGGGCUCUGGACAUGGCGCAUGGAGACAUCGAAGGCGCAAUCGGGUUUUUGAUUUGA
Penicillium paradoxum is the source of this 1314-nucleotide messenger RNA. It is a transcript of the gene ddiA, whose product is annotated as putative DNA damage-inducible v-SNARE binding protein Ddi1. Lineage: Eukaryota; Fungi; Ascomycota; Eurotiomycetes; Eurotiales; Aspergillaceae. Gene Ontology annotation, molecular function: protein binding; aspartic-type endopeptidase activity. The record is from RefSeq and is a predicted model, not a curated record. Gene Ontology annotation, biological process: proteolysis. Bases 1 to 1314 code for a protein of 437 amino acids. The transcript is spliced from 2 exons.